This is a messenger RNA of Cetraspora pellucida, 1020 nucleotides long. NCBI's taxonomy places the organism in Eukaryota, Fungi, Glomeromycota, Glomeromycetes, Diversisporales, Gigasporaceae. The record is from the annotation of a GenBank genome assembly.
AUGAAGAAGCUUCAAAAGAAAGGAUUAGGAGAAACUGAUCAGUCUGCUGCACUUAUAGUGGAUGAAAUUUUUCAAAUUUUAGACCAUGAAUCAAUGUCUGGAAAUGAUAAUGAAAGUUUAGUUCGACAUGUAUUUUUUUGGCUUUCACUACUUUGUGGUUUGCGAGGUGGUGAUACAGCCAAAUUAAAAGUGAAUUAUAUAAGCCGUCAACCUCAUGGUGGGUUGUUUCUUGUACUUACAUAUGAAAAAAAUAAUCAACAUGGUGCCUUGAAGCAUAACAAAUAUGAAAAGUCAGCUGCAAAAAAAUUACCAAUCACUCUUGAUAAUUCAAAUAAUCGUUUCAAACCUGUUUAUGAUAUUUUAAAAAUGAUUUUUCUCCGUCCUCUUAAUGCUGAUAAUGUGCUAUUUUUAGAAACCUAUUUACAAAAUGGCAUUUGGUUCAAAACUAGUUCUAUGGGUGAAAAAAAAUUAGGAACUAUGAUGUCGCAAAUUGCAGAUCUUACUAAAAUCAACUUAGACAAUGGAUGCAAAAUUACUAAUCAUUCACUACGUCGAACAGCAAUUCAAAGACUUAAGGAUUUAAAUAUUCCAGAGGAUGAGCGAAUAGAAUUCUCAGGACAUAGAAGUCAUUUGCCAUAUGAAGAAUUUAACUAUUUUCCUAGUAACAGCAUAAAUUAUUUAAAUUUUGAGAAUAAUCCUGAAAUUUAUAAUGAUUCAAUUUUUAUGACAGCAGCAGAAAACUACACAUUUGAUAAUGGGCCAGAACCAUAUAAUGAAUAUUCAGAUUCGAGUAAUUCAUCACCUAUCCUACCACCAGCAAGAUCGAAUUAUGACAAAAGAUCAACCUUCAGAUCCUGUAUUCCAAGAUUAUCAAGCCAUCGGUCUCCUUUAAAAUCUGUCUCUAAUCAAGCGGCACCAUAUUAUAUACCAACUUUUCAUGAUAUCAAAAAACUUCAUAAAUCUUCAUCUGAUUCUAAUAAUAAGCAGGAAAUACAUUACCAUUUUCACUAUCAUUUGUAA